Molecule: messenger RNA, 2108 nt
Organism: Orbicella faveolata
Lineage: Eukaryota; Metazoa; Cnidaria; Anthozoa; Scleractinia; Merulinidae
Product: 2-(3-amino-3-carboxypropyl)histidine synthase subunit 2-like
Biological process (GO): protein histidyl modification to diphthamide
Molecular function (GO): 2-(3-amino-3-carboxypropyl)histidine synthase activity
Source: RefSeq, a predicted model, not a curated record
ACAGACAGGGGACUCGGGACGCGCUGGUACGCGCGGGAUUCCGCCCGCGGAUUCGGGACUAGGUAGACUGGUCCACCAAAACUCGGUCAGCGGAAGCUUUCUAAAAACAAAAUGGCCGAAGCCGAAAAGGCAUCUGUGGUGCAGUUUAGUGGCGGCGAGAGAGAAGUCAUUGAAAGAAAAUUAGAUGCCUCUACCGAUGCUCUAGAUACAAGGAAAGACAUCAGUGAUUUUUAUGAAAUUUCGAGAUGCGUGGAUGUCAUAAAAAGUCGUGGUUUUGAGAAGGUCGCUCUCCAGUUUCCGGACUCACUGUUAAUUGACUCUGCAGCUGUUGCUUCAUUGAUUGAGAAAAACACUGGAAAGAAAGUAUUUGUGUUGGCUGACACUUCAUAUGGAAGUUGCUGUGUAGAUGAAGUGGCAGCAGAACAUGUUCAGGCUGAUGUGAUCAUUCACUAUGGCAGAGCUUGUUUGAGUCAGACCCGGAGACUUCCAGUGUUGCAUAUAUUUGGCAAAUGGCCAGUCAGCAUUCCAAGCUGUUUGGAGAACUUUAAAAAGUUAUUUCCAGAUCCUGCAGUUAAAGUGGUGGUGUUUUCAGAUGUGGUAUACAAUCACUGCAUGGGAGAUGUCCAGAAUGCUAUCAAAUGUAUUUAUCCAAAUGUGAUAUUCACAAAGUUGACUUACUCCGCUUUUGAAAAGGAAGAGAAUUUUCCUGCAAAUCUAAAUCUAGAAAAUAAGCAAAAUAUUGAAGAGGGCAAUCCUCAGGACAUCACCUCUACAACGAAAUUACUAAGUAACUCAGUGGAAACAGAUGUUGACAUGGCUUCACCAGAAGACAGGAAUGAAGAUCCAGUAAACAAUGGCUAUUUUUGUAGAUUUGGACGAGAAUUCAGUAUUCCUACAGAUGCACAGUUGGAGGAGUAUAAUGUGUUUUACAUUGGUGGGGAAAGUUUGUGUUUAAGAAACUUAAUGAUGUCCUAUAACAAAUGUCAGUUUUAUUCAUAUGAUCCAUGUACCAAUGUUGGAAGAAAAGAGACACUGAAUGUCAAUAAGGCACUUAUGAAAAGGUAUUACAUGAUCCAACGAGCUAAAGAUGCCCAAGUAGUUGGAAUUGUGGUUGGAACAUUAGGAGUAGCUGACUACUUGAAAGUUAUUGAACGAAUGAAACAAGUUAUAAAGAUGGCUGGAAAAAAGUCUUAUUUAUUUGUCAUGGGGAAGCUUAAUGUGGCAAAAAUGGCCAACUUCAUGGAGGUCGAUGUGUUUGUGUUAGUUGCAUGUCCUGAAAAUACACUGAUUGAUUCCAAGGAAUUCUACAAACCAAUAGUGACUCCUUUUGAAAUGGAGAUAGCAUGCCUAAGAACACGAGACUGGACAGGAGACUAUAUCACUGAUUUUAGAGACCUUCUACCAGGGUCAAGUGUCUCUGUUGAUCUGGUUGGGGAAGAGAGUAUGGACGAUUCCAGUGACAUACCAGAUGUAUCUCUAAUAACUGGGCAUUUAAGACCCACGUACAAAUCAUCAGACGUGGAAACAGGAGUUUCUUCAUCAUUGGUUGAGCGGAAUCAAGAAACAACUUUGUCGACUCAGCACCACACUUCAGCAGUGGAAUACCUUGCAUCCAGAUCAUGGAAAGGACUGGAACAGAAACAAGGUGAAACGCCUGUGAUUAAAGCAGUACAGGGCAGAGAAGGCAUUGCAGCUGGGUACUCACACGAGAAGGGCCUAAAUCAAGACAGCCAGGAAAACCCUUCCAGUCAAUGAUCAACGGGGCAUCUUUAUGGGCAGGGUCCAAAUGAAAGAACAGUGGUCAGCUCCUGGAUCGGGGGUGUGGCACAUUAACCAUGAGGCCACCACGUCACUUGUUCUCCAGCUUUAUGAAAAGCAAAAGGAACCUGGAUUGUUGUUCGCCGAUCAAAUGUUAUAAAACUCACGAAGCGAUGAUGCUGUCAUGGAAUAAUUCUCAGCAACUUGUUGUCUUGUCUUUUUUCCUUUAGGAAGUCGAUAGAAAGGUCUUGGGAACGAAGUUCAAUUUAGACAGGUCAGAGAAUUCAAUUUCUAAAUGGCGUAUGUUGAAGACAACCAUGGUUAAAGAAUGAAACUCUUGUAAAAAAAAA